UUCUGCGACUCUCAAUAUAAGUCACUGGGGAAGCCAGCUAUAAGGAGCUGAGUGGGAGUGGCGCGCAUCUGCUGCGGUCUUUGAGAAUCUGAGACGUGAUAAGCAGGACUGCAAGCUGUAAGUGCGCUUUUCCCCAACAUAGAGAGGAACCGCUCCACUGUUAUAAAAAAAUGACCACACCAAACAAGACACCUCCUGGUGCUGACCCUAAGCAGUUGGAAAGAACUGGAACAGUAAGGGAAAUUGGAUCACAGGCUGUUUGGUCACUCUCAUCUUGCAAACCAGGAUUUGGAGUGGAUCAGUUACGAGAUGACAAUCUAGAAACUUACUGGCAAUCAGAUGGUUCCCAGCCUCAUUUAGUGAAUAUUCAGUUCAGAAGAAAAACAACAGUGAAGACAUUAUGUAUUUAUGCAGAUUACAAGUCGGAUGAAAGCUACACACCAAGCAAGAUUUCAGUCAGAGUAGGAAAUAAUUUUCAUAAUCUUCAAGAAAUUCGGCAACUUGAAUUGGUGGAACCAAGUGGCUGGAUUCACGUUCCCUUAACUGAUAAUCAUAAGAAGCCAACUCGCACAUUCAUGAUACAGAUUGCUGUUCUAGCCAAUCACCAAAAUGGAAGAGACACCCACAUGAGACAGAUUAAAAUAUAUACACCAGUGGAAGAGAGCUCUAUUGGUAAAUUUCCUAGGUGUACAACUAUUGAUUUUACGAUGUAUCGUUCAAUAAGGUGAUUUUAAAAUGGUGUAAAAAUGAUUAAAUAUGUUUUUUGUCGUGCUAUUACAUAUUGAUAUAAUCCCAUAAAGAUAUCUUUAUUGAAAAAAAUCAGUUGUUUUGCAGUUUUAUGUAUGUUUAAAAGUAUUUUGCUUUGAUAAAUAAAUCAUUUUUGGGUCAUACUGUCUCUGCUUUCCUAACAUAUAAUAAAGCUUACACAUUUUAUAUUACUAAAAGAAAUAUGAAGCCAAUCAUAUUUUCUUGUAUUUGAAAACUAGUUAAACUGAAAAUUUCAAAAUGUACACAGAGGGUUUUUUUAGUAUUUUUUAUAGGUACAUGUUCAUAGUACAUAAUUAUAUUCCCCCUUCUACCUUGUCUCCCAUCCAUCUCUUGGCCCUUUACCUUUUGCAAAAAAUCUAUUUUCCUUUUUCUAUUAUCUGUCUUUUAUUUUAUUUGCUCUUUUAUAUGUUAUGUUUCUUGUAUAAGAGAAUUAAUGUUACAAUUAACAUUAAUGUGUCUGGUUUAUUUUGCUUUAUAUUGUUUCUGAAUGUUGUAUCUUUUUAAAUAUUUGAUCUUUUCAGUUGAACUUAAUAUUGUCUGAUAAGAAGCCAUCUGAUUGCAGGUAUAUAAUUAAUUGUCUCAUAUUUAUGUCCACAAGAAACUUAACAACCCUAGGGUUGUGUGUAUCCUGAUGAUAUCAUGUUGGCUAUUGUUGUAUCACCUGUGGUUUAUCUCAGUUAUAGUGACAGAGUUAGUUUCAAAUUCGUCUUUGAAAUCUUAGCAUUGCUUGGGUAUAACAUAGCCUGUGAACAUUUAUAAAUGUACGAAAUUACUCUUUAUAAAGAUUUAAAAUGAAUGGUUUAAAAUCGGUAGUUGGUUUCAUGUAUUUUUCCCUUCUAUGUCUAUUACCUUUGAGGGGAUAGUUACUGGACCACAGAACUUCCUCCCAUUCACUCUUUGGAGAAGAUUGCUUGGUGAUUCAUGCAUUGCUAAGUAUACAUAGUCUUUUCUUUUAUUCUGCAUAGUAUUAUUUACUUAGAUACUGUUGAAAAAAGAUUGAAUUUUUCACUAUCAAAAAUUUUGCUCUUUUAUGAGCUUCAGAAAGUUUUAUUAUUUUUGUUUUGUUCUGUCUUUGUCUCUCUCCCCUCUUUCUUCUCUCUCUCCCCCCUCUCUCUCCUCCCUCUGUCUCCCUAUUUCUCUCUUUCUGUCUCUGUCUCUGUCUCUUUUUUUCUGUCUCUCUUCUUUCUCUUGUCUCUCUGUGUCUCUGUCUCUGUCUCUCUGUCUGUCUCUCUCUCUCUCUCUCUCUGUGUCUGUCUCUGUCUGCCUGUCUCUCUCUCUGUUCUGGGAAUCAAACUCAUGACCUAGUGCAUGCCAGGCAGGUGCUUAGGCCACUCAGCUGUAUCCCCAGCCCUGUUUUGUUCCCUUUGAAGUAAAAACGAGUAGUUGAUUUAUAGGGCCAGCAAAAGUUAGUAGUCAAAGCAAAUUUGAAAUCACCAAAUUCAGUAGGGUAGAUGUGGAAUGUGGGGCAUUAUGAAAGAAAGAAUGGAAGGAAAACAUAAAGAGGGGAACUAAAGAAAAUGGAGAGACUCAAGGAAAUGAGAAUAGAAAUACAAACUAGGGAUUGAUGCCUAAUAGUGCUGUGAACAGCAGGGUCUUAGUUUCAAAGAAAUCUAUUUCUCAGAAAGUAUAAGAACAUUAUUCAAAAUAAUGUUCUGCUUAAUUAAAGCUUGCUUAAGAGAAAAGAGGAGAAAGACUAACCAUUCAUUAUGUGAUCCUAUUGUUUAUCUCCUACUAGUAGGAGUUUGACAAGAGACUCCUAAAAAGAAAGAAUGAAGAAAAGUGUUGAGAAAACUAGUCUGUUUUUUACUUUUACACUCUUUUUAUAUUUUUCACAUGUCAGCAGACUAACAGUCUUACUAGGGUUGAGAAAAUUUUAUAGCUGAGAAUUAUUGAGAUAAUGCUUUUUAUUACAAGGAUAAUUUUAAAUGCAGACCGACUAAGUGUUGUAUUAACAAAGCAGAGUUUUCUAAAGCAGUUGUAUUCACUUUUGUGUCUGCAUGGUGCUGGAGAUCAAACUCAGGACCUUAUGCAUAUUAAGUGUGCACCAUACCCAUAAAGAACAUGCCUAACCCACAUUUCAUUUAAAAAAUGCAUAUUAUAUUGGUACAGCUCAGUAGUAAAGCAAUCACUUAGUAUGUGCAAGAUCAUGACUUUCAGCCCACUUUGUAUUUGACAGAUUUGUAUCCAAAACAUACAGAGAACUUCUACAACUCAGCAGUAAAAAGAAAAGAAUUAAAAAAUGAGUGAAAGAUUUGAAUACUUACCUUUACAAGUAUGCUGUGACCCAGCCAUUCUAUUCCUUUACAUUUGCUAACGUAAACCGAGCAUAUGUCCAUAUAAAAAUUUGUUCAUGAAUGUUCAUAGCAACUUACUUGUAGUAUAAGUUUAGUAUCUUUUAUUCAUAAUGUUUAGACUCCGAAGUGCUUUGGGUUUUUGGAUUUUGAAAUACUUAACGUAUACAUGGGAUAUUUAGAGGCCUUUAUUUUGGGGUUUCUAAACACUCAUUUAUAUUUUAUGCACUUUGUAUACAGGUAAUUUUAUGUAGUAUUUUUAGUGUGUCUACAUUUCAACUGUGAUAUAGCACGUGAAGUCAUAUAUAGAAUUGUUUGUGGCAUAACAUGAGUGCUUAAAAUGUCAGAUUUUUGAGCAUUUCAGAUUUUGGAUUUUCAGAUUUUAGAUGUUCAGUUGAUAUCUCAAAAUUUUCUGGAAGCACCUCAAAUCUGGAUCAGCAGAAUGUAUAAAGAAAUUGAAAUAUAUUCAUAUAAUGAAAUAUUACUCAGCAAUAAAAAUGAUUGAACUAUAUGUGCAGAAAUAUGGAUGAAUUCACAAAAUAAUUCAGAGAAAGAAGUUUUAUAGAGUACAUACAUAUGAUUCCAUUUUUAAAUAAAUUCCAGAAAACAUAGACAUCUAAAGUGACAAAGUGGAGCAGUGAUUCUGUAAGAUAGGAGUAGAAAAAUGAAAUGGACUACUUUGGUGAAUGAUGAGUGUUCAUUAUCCUGAUGAUAACAAUGGUUUCACAGCUGUACAUAUGUGCCAAAACUCAUGAAAUUGUAUAUUUUAUGUGCAGCUUAGUGUAUAUUAUACCUCAAUAAAGCUGAUUUAAAAAUA
Molecule: messenger RNA, 3876 nt
Organism: Cavia porcellus (domestic guinea pig)
Lineage: Eukaryota; Metazoa; Chordata; Mammalia; Rodentia; Caviidae
Gene: Anapc10
Product: anaphase promoting complex subunit 10
Exons: 5
Coding region: 171-728 (185 amino acids)
Biological process (GO): anaphase-promoting complex-dependent catabolic process; protein K11-linked ubiquitination
Cellular component (GO): anaphase-promoting complex
Source: RefSeq, a predicted model, not a curated record